Molecule: messenger RNA, 7156 nt
Organism: Porites lobata
Lineage: Eukaryota; Metazoa; Cnidaria; Anthozoa; Scleractinia; Poritidae
Source: the annotation of a GenBank genome assembly
AUGAUUUGGGAUGUACAGAAUAAGCGGCACUCCUCUUUGCAAUUUAGGGAAGGUGAGUCUAGAGUAAAGGUCACAUUUCAUAGUUCAGAAUAAGAACAGGGCUGCUGGACACUUAGGCUAGUUUUGAUCUAGUUUGAUGUUCUGAGGACAUCUGGAAUGUGCGGACUUGUCAUUAAUAUGUGCUAGCCUAGUAUCUUAAACUGAAAAGCACAUCUUCAUGUAAUAAAAGCAUGGAGUAAAACCUGUUGUUGAAAGAUGGCCCGUGUAGUUUAUAAUGUAGAUUUGCCUGUAUUAUUGAAAAUAGCAGCAGGCUAUCUUAAAGAGGGUGAUGAUCAAGUGGCGAUCAAUAGAAAAAUUUGUCAGAGAGAGAAUUUACAGUGACCUGAAAAUGUAAAACAAUUUUUUUUUCCAAUAUAUAUUCUUUAGGAGAUGCCAUGAAUAUAUCAGAAGAUCAGAAGCGAUGGGUAGUUGUUGGGAUUGCUUUCAACAAGCUGGUGCCUCACAUUCGACCAUUUGUAGAACAGUCUUUACAGGCAGAGUACCAGAGCUUGAAGUCCAGCCAUAACAUUCACAUCCAAACUCCACCUGGGUUUCUCAAGAAUCAUCCCAAACAUCUAAAAUAUGAAAACAUCAAUAGUAACAGCAGUCACAAACUCUCCUCUGGAAAGUUUGAGUUGCCAAAAUUUGACUACAAGGUAUCAAGUCAUGUUGACUUUGCCAAGCUCUACCUUCAACCAUUCAUGGCCAAGUUCAGUGCAUUUGAUGGAAAGUGUGAUGGGUCUGCUGUUCUUUCACUGCUUGUUGACGUACCUGUUUUUUCGAAUGCAACACAGUCCUCAGCUAAGACUGUAAGAGAGGAUGUAAGAAAUGAAUGGGCUCACUGUAACUUCACAGACUGGGACGCAGUCAAGUUCCAAGGUUGUUUUCAGGAAAUGCGAGAGCUUGUCCUUUCUUUCGGACUUCCUACAGCAGAUGAAACCACACUAUUAUCCGAGCUAAAUGACUGGGAAACCAAAGGUAUUUUUUUCAAAUUAUGUUACCUUAAUUUAUGUUUAUCCUAAUGGUGUAGAGCGUACUGGUUAGCCCUUUUUGGAGGAGGAAUCUCAUCAAUUUUUGGGGGGAGGACAUAAGUGCUGAUGAUAUCAUACUUUGCAGUGCCCUGAGGCCAGACCCCCUCCCCCUUAUCUCAGGGUCUGGAUAACCGCCCUCCCCCCCUUAUCUGAAGGUCUGGAUCCGCCACUGCGUUGCGCGCCAUUUGUAGGUGGUUUUCACGGUUUAACAGGUAUUAGAUGGAUGAUGUCAUAGUUUAUUUAAAGUUGUGUGCGUCAGGUCAUUAUUAGGGUAUGAAAAUGUCACUGAUUUUUAAGGUGUAGGGAUCAUAUCCUUUUUUAUGAUGUGUUUUCAUUAAUAGACUAAAAAUCAAUUUUAUUGAAGUAUUUCUGUGAUUAUAAACAGUUGGUUGCAAAGGAAUUAUGCAAGUUCUAUUUUCCUGCUGCUGUCAUUGUCCUAUUCAUCAUCAGACAAUUGUCCAAGCUCUGGUCCACUUAUUCUUGUUUUUCUUGCCACUCUUUUGCGCUAAUUGUGAAUAGUAAAGAAGGCACAAACAAACCAAUUUAAACUGGUUAAUUCACCUAACAAAAAUACACGACCGUAUUCCCCAAAUUGUUUACAUGCGAUAAAGAUCAGUGUACCUCCCCCAUAUCAAUGCGAUUCCCCCUCAAAAAAAAAAGCCCAACCGGUACGUCCCUCACUUGCAAUUCUGAGUUCGUCCUUACGUUAUGCAUCGAGGAACCUGUUGAAAAAGACAUUUUGUCUUCUGAAAGAAUUAUAUAAUGUGCGGUUAUCCUGGGAAUUACCGGUCGCUUCGCCAACGCUCUUUUUGCUAACGUCUUAAGUCGUUUCGUUAACGUUUUAGGUCAGUUACCUUACUUCUUUCGCGAGAACGAGGUGCAUACACAUGCGUAUCGGACGUUGUGGUGUCAUAACUGAAAGAGCGAGAUGUGUAGUGUUCGUUUCUUUUGGAAUGCAAAACGAUUUAAGAACAGUCACCAAACGGGACGUUGGCGAAACAACGUGUUUUCUAGAUGACCACGAGUCACCGUACUGAGGUCGAAAAAAGCCGUUACACAUAGGCUUUAGGAGAACUGUUGAGUUCUGUUAAGGUCUGAGGAGAAGCGAUAUUGUAGACAUCUGUAGUGGGCCGUAAAAAAGCAGAAACGAAGAACCUCGAUAUUACAGUACUGUAAACUCAUGUUCUGGAGAGUCGACGCAUAUGUCUGGGUUUAAUGAAUCGUUAUUUUAAGUGACUUUAAAGUCACGCCCUGAACCUGAACGCUACUUGGGUUUUCAAGGAUUCUAUUUCGUAUUUUUUUAUUGCAAGUUUUUAAAUUACGUGAAAUCAGAUAUUCUUUUUCAAUACGUGUAUAUAUGCAGUCGCCAGCCGACAAUUUGGCGUCGCGAUUUUUAGGAAGUGCUCUGUGGGACCUUUUCUUUCUGUAUCACAUUCCUGCUUUUGAUAUUUUAGUAGCCUAGAGCGUGCAGACUAGUCCAUAAGUUGCAAAUACCAUUAUCAACAAUAAGAUGGCGGGUAAGCAAAAUUAAGACACCUCAGGAAAAACAUUUCAAGUAUCUAAUAACUAGAAGAUAUUUAUACAUGGCUGCACAGAAGAUACGAAAUUUCUUUUAACACCAGAAGAGAAAAUUCGUAUCUCCAAGCGGCCACCAAAUGUUCGUUUUUGUGAACACUAAUGAAACACUAAACAAUUUCACUUAAUUAUUUUUUUCUGCGAAAGGUGCGAUUUGUUCUGCAAUCAAAGAAACGGUUAUCUUUUGACGUAGGAGGACAUCAUGUUUUCGUGCAAACACUCACCUGGUGAGUGGAACACACAGUUAAUCAAAGUCGUUUUCCCUUCUGCAUAAACUUUACAUUUGUCAUGAACUUCUAUAUUUAUGAUAACGUCAUUGAGGUCUUUGAGUUCUGUUGACAGGCACUACGUUCUGUGGUAACUGCCCUGUAGACCCUACCCUAUUGAGCUUGGUACACAAUGAAGUGUUGCAGCUUUCCUCCAGUUUGGAAGAUUUUGUUUGCCAGUUCAAGGAACAGUACGACUUACUAAAAUCGCAGAUCCUUGAAGUAAAGCAAAAUCUCGAAGAGCUACUGGAACUCCCCCAGAAAUUUAAACAAAUGGAGCAUGAGAUGAAAACCUUGAAGCAACAAAUGGCAGAUUUAAGUUGCAGUGCUAUGAAACGUCAACAGAGUGUCAACCCUCCAUCGUUCUUUGGAGCGCUAGAGAGAAAUGAAUAUUUUACUGGCCGAAAAAAAGAGCUAGAAUCAUUGGACAAAGCUUUUCAAGACGUCACCACCACGAAAGAUGUUCUAAAAGGGUGUAAAAAGGGGACCAAAGUUGGUAUUUGCGGGCUGGGGGGCUGCGGGAAGUCAUCUCUUGCCUUCGAAUAUGCUUGGCGCAACCUGGAACGUUACUCCGGAGGUGUUUACGUUAUAAAUGGAGAAAGUGACGAACUGUUGCGAUCAUCUGUUCAAGGAAUCCAUGGACAAUUCGUGUACAAGUCUCAGACCAACAGGCACGAAGAAGCAAAACAGUUUGAUCAGCUAAUGACGGAAACUCUUUCUUGGCUUGGCAGUCUGAGGCACAAGUGGCUUUUGCUUGUAGACAAUAUGGAUCAAAAGAAACUUAGCUCCUACACACGAAAAAUGUUUUUGGGCCAGUGGAAAAACAAAACUUUAGGGGACAUUCUUGUCACUUCUCGUAGAAGUCCUCAAGCGUUGUGUGAGGACCUAGAUCUUCGUCCUGAAAACUGUCUUGAGCUGGAUGCUUUUUCUGUCGACGAGUCCAUUGAAUUCCUAAAGAAACGCACCGGAUUAGCAACCGCUUUUGAAAAUCAAGAGGAAGGAGUAACAGAACUUGCCCAAGAGCUUGGUGGAUUACCGUUGGCUCUAGAACAAGCUGCUGCUUAUAUCAGUGCGUUAAAGUGCUCGGCUCAGUCGUACCUUGAGCAGUAUCGUGAACAAAAGUCGAUUCUUUUGAACAGGAAAAGCGCCAAACCAUGCUCAGAGGUCUACAGUGAGGCACGCCUAGAAGUACAAACUACAUGGCGUCUGAAUUUCAAUUAUAUAGAAAAUGACGAAACGGAUGAAGGACUUGGAGAGGCCGCUUCUUUCUUCAUGAAAAUUGCCACAUAUCUGUCCCCAGAUGAGAUGCCCAUUGAGAUUUUGAAUGUGGGCGCCCCAGAGAUUGACCAUAAGUACCUGAAGGAUCGCUUGAAAAUGCCAAUCGGUGCAGAACAAAUUGUCGAUUUGUUGCUUAGGUUUUCACUCUUCAGACGCAAGUCAGAUGAUAGCUUGAGUAUCCAUCGACUUGUUCAAGAGACAUUGAAAGAGCGUUAUAGUAAUGAAGGCGAAACUGUAAAACCUAUUUCUUCUGCCAUAAGAAUGUUGCACCAUGCAUUUCUCGACUGUGUUGGAGGGACAGACUUCCUUCACGAAUGGCACUUGAGACUGGAUUAUCUGAAAGAUGAUACAGUGAGUCGCAAAGACAAGGUCCGUCAGCAUUUCGAAAGUUUCGGCGAGGCCAAACUGGAGAGUCGACGAUGGAAAGUGCUCUCUGUGAAUGCUUUUCACCUCCUUUUUCAUCUCUUGAAAAACUCAUGCUUGAAGCCUGAUUACCUAUUCUGUGAGGAGACUGCCAGGAUAUUUUGCGAAACAGCCUUCUAUUGCUAUUCUUUGGGAAUAAACAGUGAAGGAUACCGCUUACAGCAAUAUGUGUUCGACAUUUUGUGCGCAGUGAAAAAGUCCAUUUGUUUUUACAAAGGCGACGAACUAAUGAAAGUAACAAGAGCCCUUAGACCCAUCAAUGAGCCUAACUUCGUUGCAGCAAAGUUAAGAGUCCCGUCAGAAGAAACGAUUGAAAAUGUUAUUGGUCGAACAGGUGUUAAGAUAGGCAACACUCAAACCGACGAAUUGUUAGAAGGGAUCGAAAUGAUAGAACCAAAGGCGAGAGAAGCUUUCUCCAGGGGCGAUUAUCAAGCCUCGUCUGAUCUGUACACUGAGAUUGUUAACCUACCAAUUGCAGUAAAUCAACCUUGCGCUCGUCCUCUUGGAAAAAUUUUUUGUAACCGUGGUAUUGCGAAUAUGCAAUUGAAGGACAUUGAGACAGCUUUAGACGACUUCAAUGCUUCUAUUUACGUAGACACUGAGCUUUAUCGUGGGUACUACUGGAAGGCAUACGCACUUUGUAAACUCGUUGAAACUGGUAGAACCGAGUUCACCAGCAGAGCUCAAGCUGCAGCAGCAGUACUUCAUUACAAGUUUGCAGGUUCUAAAACAGGUGAUAUUCGAAAACUGCAACAUAAAUUUCAGAAAGUUUCUGGAUUGCUUGAUAGAAUCAACUACAUUUUUGUCACCGAUGUUAACCAGCUCAAGGAACUAGAGAAUCAGCUCUCUGAACAACGAGAUUCAAAUGAUUCAUUUACAGUCAUCCUAUCCGAAGGGAAAUUCGAUUUGAAUAAGAUUGUUUUAUCGGACGGAUGUUAUUAUUUUGUCUGUCUUCCUGGAAGUUCCGCUGUGCUUAGUUUCAGCGAAGGUUUGUUUUUGUCAGGGGCGUCUUUUCUAUUUGAAAAUGUUCAUUUUGAGAAUUCUUUGCCAUCAGCAAACCGCGAUCAACCGUUGUCGUCUGAAGCGGCCGGUAGUACUGCAAAGAGAGAAAAGCUACUUUCAAUAACGUUAGGAAAAUCACACCUGAUUAAGAAGGAAGUGACCGCCGACAGUGAACGCGAAGUUUAUGCUCUGAUAAAGGCUAAUGACGUUAAAUCAUUGGUCAUGGAUCACUGUUCUGUCAAUUUUUCAAAUAGUGCAGGGUUAUUGGUGGAGGCACAUCACCGUCAGCAAGUAAUUGUUUCAGUGAGGUCUACUAAAAUUCAAAUGAGUCGUGGGCCUGGAAUCGGUAUUCGAGGAGGAAGAGCUGAUUCCCACAUAAGUAUUUGUGACAGUCAACUAGACAACAAUUUACAGGGUAUUGUAAUGAUUACCCCAGCACGUUUUUACAUGGAAAAUAAUUGGAUUUCUCAUAACUUGUUCAGUGGUAUUGUGGCCGCCGGAGGUUGUAAUGGAGGAUUAUUGAGAAAUUUAGUGAAAGUUUCACCUCGUGCCAUUGUGUUACAACGAGCAAACGCGACAAUAGAAGAAAACGUUAUUUCCGAAAAUCUUGGUUGGGGAAUAGUGUGUUGUCUCGGAAGCAACUUAACGUGCAAACAAACAUCGUUUGAAAACAACUAUUGUGGAGGACUUCGUAUCAUUUUAAAUGGCCAAGGAAAUGUUUUGGUUGAGAAAUGCGACUUCAGGAAUAAUCUUGGUCCGGUUGUUUUUCCCUCUAAUGCAAGAGAAAUUUGCCCAUGUGAGUUGCAAUGUAAAGAGAUGUUCACAAGUCCCCAUCAGGAAUCUUCCUUUAUGUUUUACUUACGUAAUUUCCUUCAACUAGCUAAAACUGACAACUUUGAAUACGCUGAUGAAUUCAAGAGCCCCUUACUUCUGGAAAACAGAUUUUCGGAUGUUCCUGAUGUUCUCCCUUGGGAACCGCGUGAAAGAUGCUCUGGGUGCUGGAAAGAUCUACAAUCGGUCGGUGAUUUUAUCGAAUGUUCCAGUUGCCUUGUUGCAAGGUACUGUAGUAAGCAGUGCUCUGACACAGCAAGAGAUGUUCAUUCCUUUGUCUGUAACUCUAUUCUUGAAGCAAAUAAAGUAUGCCGACCGUUGUGGCUACUGUCCAGCUCUUCAAUAAAAGUAGAUUGUCAACGUAAAGCUGGCAACUGUUUGUGUGUUGUUACUGCUCUAUUGAUUGUGCUUGCUCCAGCAGAAUCUCGCGGGCGUAUCUGUAUAUUAACUUGUCCACAGCGCAACCUUCAUACUGUGCUGAAAUCUGCAGAUUUGUACAGUUUUGUAAUGAUUCAUGGAGCUCCCAUUAAAGAAAGCAUGAUGGACAUCAAGGCAGCUAGUAUUUUGGCAAACUUUGAUCCUGAAUCCGACACCGUCACUGUUUACUGGCAUCGCAUUUUCCCUGUCGACAAAGUACCGAAUGGUUGGAACUGGGUGAACAGAUCAUUAGAUUUGUUGGCAAAAUCCUGUACAAGGGAAGGCGCGUCUUAA